AUGCAGCCAACAUCACCACCACCAGCAUCUCAGCCCCAAGAUGACGUGAUGAGAGAACAAGGGAGCAGCCAAGACGGCGACUCCCCCAUGAACCUGUCGUCAAUGGAGGCGGAGAGCCCGUCAGGUGGACGUCUUGGCCAUGUCUUGUCUAACGGGCGGGUUGUGUGUCGUGAGUACUUCAAGGAAUUCUGCUUCCAGUACGAGGCAUUGAUGGCAAGUCCAGGAGGGCACCGGCAUGGCGUUUCGGAGGGUGGGAAGAUCCAAGACGAUGACUACUCUCUGGAUACUUGCUCUGAGUCUGGAUCUGAUUCGGCGACGGGCACAUCUAAGGGAUCCCAGGAUGAUGGAUGGGAUGAGAUUGAAACGGUUCCUUGUUACUCCGAUGCUGUGGCUGGCAUUGUUGAGUCGGAGGCCGAACAGACACCCGGCGGGCGCCAGGCUCACAAGUUUGGGUACAGCGAGAACCACACCUGCUGCUCGGAUUCAGUCUUCGAAUUCAAUGACUCCUACUGGGACAUGUCGAGGGACCACAGCAUGGAAGCUGAGAUCGUGUCUGCCUACGACCUUCCUGACGUCCCUCGGACUGCGGGCGAGAUCUCGGAGGUGCCGCAGAUACCUUUCAAGCCCGUGGAGCAGGUCGGGGUGUUGGCUGAGAUUGACGAGGAUGACUUCGCCAGAGCGGUGUAUGCCAAUCGCAAAGGCUUCGAGCAGGAGAGACGCCGCUGGGAUGUGAAGAUGAGGCCGGAAGCGACGAGGAGGGUGCACAUUGAAUAUACCAACGGACGGGCGAUGAAGAGAAAUGCGAAGAACGCAAGGAAAACGGCAAGGUCACCGAGUCAUGAAAGGGAGAGGUUGGGAAAGUUGACACUAAGGGUUAAGAGGGAGGCGGAGAGGUCGAUGAGGUCGAUUAAAGAGAAGGGGAAGGAGGUCUGGGGAGGCGGAACAUGGUGA
Endocarpon pusillum Z07020 is the source of this 951-nucleotide messenger RNA. RefSeq lists its product as uncharacterized. The record is from RefSeq and is a predicted model, not a curated record. The transcript has a single exon. Bases 1 to 951 code for a protein of 316 amino acids. Lineage: Eukaryota; Fungi; Ascomycota; Eurotiomycetes; Verrucariales; Verrucariaceae.